Messenger RNA from Chondrus crispus (carragheen), 303 nucleotides. RefSeq lists its product as hypothetical. The transcript has a single exon. Bases 1 to 303 code for a protein of 100 amino acids. The record is from RefSeq and is a predicted model, not a curated record. NCBI's taxonomy places the organism in Eukaryota, Rhodophyta, Florideophyceae, Gigartinales, Gigartinaceae.
AUGUCGACGAAACAGGCCUGUUUUUCAAGCUGCUACCUCGACGCAGUGCGUGCGGUGCGGAAUCCACCUGAAACACAAUCAAGUGAUGAAGAUGAGAGCGCUGGGGAUACGAUAGGAAGAAGCGCUAUACCCUCUGUGCUGGAAAUCGCGGAAUUGUUUGGAGAUCUGGAACUUCUGGCAUCUGAGUGCCAAGUUUCAGACGCUUUAUCGCAUCUAAGGUCAGCAAAGCGCGCGUUUCUCACUGCAAAACAUGAUAGAAAACCAACGCCGAUCAGGCAGAUGUUAAUUUCCGAGUGCCUGUAA